AUGUCGAUGGCUUCCUGCUCUUCCUCUUCCUCUUCACUCUCUUCUUUUCGUUGGGAAUAUGAUGUUUUCUUAUGUUUCAGAGGGGAGACUCGCCAUAACUUCACCAGCCAUCUCUACUCAGCUUUGUGCAAAAUGCAAGUCAAGACCUUCAUAGAUGAUCUACUGGACAGAGGAAAAGAUUUAGCCGCCCUCUUGAAAGUGAUUGAACGAUCAGCUGUUGUUGUGAUCAUUUUCUCAGAAAACUUUGCGGAAUCUGAAUGGUGCUUGGAUGAAGUGGUCAAAAUAGUUGAAUGCAUGAAGACAAUGGGACACAUAGUUUUACCAGUUUUCUACCGUGUAGAUCCAUCCAUUGUGCGAGGUACUGCUACUGGCAGUUUUGCAGAUGCGAUUUCUAAACAUGAAGAAACUGCAAAGAAUGGAGAAGACGAAUUGACUCUAAAGAAAAUCCUCAAGUGGAAAGAUGCCUUGCUCAUAGCUUCCUCCCAAGCUGGGUGGGAUUCGAAGGUCACCAGGCCUGACUCCAAAAUUAUUGAGGAAAUAGUUAAAGACGUUUUGAAGAAACUAAAUCAAAGAUCCCCAAAUUUUGACUCUCAAAUCUUGGUUGGACUUGGUUCCCGUCUUUCAAAGAUUGUGAAUUUGUUAAGCAUUGGUUCAAGCGAGACUUCCGUCGUAGGGAUAUGGGGAAUGGGUGGUACAGGGAAGACAACUAUCGCCAAAAGUAUAUUCAAGCAGUUAUCAGAACAAUUUGAAGAAUGUUACUUCAUAGAAAAUGCGGAUGACAAGUUAGGAAAACAAGGAGCAAAUCAUUUGGUAUACGAAACAUAUUCACAAAUAUUAGGUGAAAAUCUGGAAGUAGAGACUUUGUGUUUAGAAAAGCACUUUAUGAGGUCUCGUCUCCGAUAUAAGAAGGUUUUUCUUGUCUUUGAUGAUGUGAAAGACUUCCGACAGCUUGAAGAUUUACUACUUGGUGGUACUUAUGAUAACUUUGGAUUGGGAAGUAGAAUCAUUGUAACAUGUAGAGAUCGUCUAGUUCUUCAAAAUGUAAAUGCAAAGAUAUAUGAAGUUGAGGAAUUAGAUGCUUCUGAAUCUCUCGAACUCUUCAGUUUGUAUGCUUUUAAGCAAAUCAAACCACCGGAGGAUAGCUUCGACCAUGCGAAGUUGUUUGUAAAUCAUUGUCAGGGAAAUGCUUUGGCUCUUAAAGUUUUGGGUUCAUCCUUGUAUGGUAGAAGUAAAGAAGAUUGGGAUAGUGCACUAGAGCGAAUAAAGAAAGUUCCUAAUGGCGAAAUUCAAAAUGCCCUGAGAAUUAGUUAUGAUGGACUAGAUGGUGAACAGAAAAAUGUAUUUCUUGAUAUAGCAUGCUUCUUCAGGGGAAUGGAUCGAAGUUAUGUAAUGAAGAUAUUAAAUGGCAGCUAUACUUCAGUACAUUUUGUUAUCAGUAGCCUUAUUGAUAAGUCUCUCGUAACUAUUUCUGACAGAAAGGUAGAGAUGCAUGAUUUAUUACAUGAAAUGGGUCAGGCUAUUGUUUGUGAAGGUACAAGAGUUGAAAUGCGCAGCAGGUUAAGGAAUGCUGAGGAUAUCUUUAACGGAACUGAAACAAUUGAAGGCAUAUGGUUAGACAAAUCAUACAUGGAAGAUGUGUAUCUAGAAGCUGAUACCUUUAGAAGGAUGAACCGAUUGAGGUUGCUCGUCAUUGAUGCUAGUAACAUAGCAUUUCCUCCCAGUGGCCUACAGUUUCUUAGCGAUGAGCUACGGUAUCUUGACUGGAAUGGUUUCCCUUCAAAUUCUUUGGCUUCAAAUUUCUGUGCUGAAAACCUUGUGGUUCUUUGCUUACCAGAUAGCAAGAUCAAACGACUUUGGACAGGAGUACAGCAUCUUGAGAAAUUAAAAGAACUUCAUUUGCAGCGUUCCAAGUAUUUGUCUAGGCUGCCAAAUCUAUCCAAAGCGGAAAAUCUUGAGAUAAUUGAUCUUACUGGUUGUGCAAGUUUAGUUGAGAUUAACUCGUCCAUUCAAUGUCUCGGAAAAUUGGAAAUCCUCAUCACCAAAGGUUGCAGGAAUCUACGUAGGCUUCCGAGCAGGAUUGGUUCUAGAUGUCUUAAAAUUCUUGAUGUAUCAAAUUGCUCAAAGGUCAAACAAUGUCCAGAGAUUUCAGGAAACUUAGAGCAGUUAUGUUUUCAUGGAACUGGCAUAAAAGAACUACCCCAAUCACUUCAAGAAUUCAGUGAUCUCAGAUGGUUUGAUCUCACUGGUUGCUCAAAUCUUUCCAAGUUUCCCAAUUUUCCAAGAAAUGUAGAAGUGCUGAAAUUAGAUGAGACUGGAAUAGAAGAGGUUCCUUCAUCAAUCAUGUUCUUAACAAGACUUACCAGCCUAAGUAUGAACGGUUGCAAAAAGCUUUUGCGUAUCUCAGACAAUAUUUCUAAAUUGAAAUCACUCGGCUCUUUAGGUCUACGAGACUGCACGAAACUUGAGUGCUUCCCAGAAAUAUUGGAGCCAAUGUAUCUUAUAAAGUAUCUCUCUUUAAUGAAUUGUAGAAAUUUGAAGACGCUUCCUGACAGCAUUUGUAAUUUGAAAAAUCUGGAAUAUCUUAGUCUAGAGGAAACAGCUAUUGACGAACUGCCCUCAUCCGUGAUACAUCUUUCUCGAUUGAAAUCACUCCGCCUGCUCAAUUGCAAGUCUCUUCAUUCCUUGCCAGAGCUUCCACCAUCUCUACACGAUUUACAGGCAAGAGGGAGUGAAUCACUGAAAUCCUUAUCUAGUAGUGGCACAAGCAAUUUCAACUAUCUAAGUUUUUCAGAUUGCUUCAAUUUGGAUCAGAAGGAACUCAGCAAAAUCAUGGUAGACGCUCGGUUAAGAAUACAGUCUGGUGAUCUAAGAAAUGAAGUUCGGUUUGCUUUUCCUGGGAGUGAAAUGCCUGAAUGGUUUGGUGAACAAAGUAUGGGUUCUUCGGUAUCCGUAAAGUUACCAGAACACAUUCGAGGAGUGAAAGGAAUUGCCUUCUGCAUUGUCCUUGCUUGGGAAAAACCUACAUCACUUCAUGAUUUUUGCUAUGAUAAUUCCGUCACUGUUACAUGCAACAUCCUCGGUGAUGAAGGUGAAUUUAUUUCUUGCUCAACGAUUGCAUCGAAUGAAUGUAUCCAUCUAGAGGAGUCAAAUCAUGUGUUACUACAUUAUGAUCCAUCUAGAACGUUAUGUCGAUCAUUAUAUUGUAGCGAGAAGGUUUCAUUUCAGUUUCAUCCACAUGGCCCUUACAAGGUGAAUCAAUGCGGGGUCCUUCUAGUCUACGAACACUACGAUGAUAAUUCACUUGAAACUUUACGAAUUUUGAGUGAGAUCAUUGACAAACUAUAG
Molecule: messenger RNA, 3345 nt
Organism: Dovyalis caffra
Lineage: Eukaryota; Viridiplantae; Streptophyta; Magnoliopsida; Malpighiales; Salicaceae
Source: the annotation of a GenBank genome assembly